CUCUCUCCCUCUUCACAAGCAGCGCCCAGGGGCUCCUCAACAGCCCCUCAACGGCAAACUUCGCCCGGAGGAACGUAUCCGAAAAUUCCAAUACUCGUGUCCGGAAUAUGGGAUACACGUAUCCGUUAGUGCAAUACGUAUCUAAUGCGUGUCGGACCGUAUCCGAAGAGUAUCGUAUCCAAACGAGUAUCCGAUACGGGAUACGCCACUAAAUAGCUUUCUGAAAAUUGUAAGCACCUUCCUUGGACUACAUGCAGGGCAGCAGGAGACAAUCAAGAACUUGCUUCAUGUUCUUCUGGACUGACAGAGAGGUAGCUCUCAUCUACUUAUAACCUUAUAUCUGUCGAUUGGAAUUUCUAUAAAAAAAUUUCUUUUAUUGAAAACUAAAGUGGGCAUCAAAACAUGGUUAAUAGCAUUCACACUACAGCUUCUUCUAUUCUUCACCCACCUCCCAACCCAACUCACUGUAACUCAAUGGCAACGGUGGAGCCAAGUGAACCCCCAACAGUAGAAACUUUAUGCCCAGAAACCCCUUCUUCUUUUUCUUCUUCUCCUCUGCUUUCUCCAAAAUCAGCAACCCCAUGUCCCCAAAUCCCAACCCAAAGCUCCUCACCGUCAUCAGUACUAGCGACACCGCUGGCAAGGCUAUGGAGACCCACUGCACAGAGAAACCUGAGAAAUCAAUGGUCCAAAUUAGCUUCUUACAGACAACAAUGGGCAUCUUCUUCUUCUACUGCACGAUCACAUGCCACCGCUCUUGUAAACGCCUAUCUUUCUCAAAAAUACAUGCCUUCCAUGGAGUUGGGCGCCUUGAGAGAUAUUCCGAAUAUAAAAAAGAAAGCUUCUCAGAAAUUGUUUAAGCAGCAGGUGCUUCAUGGAGGCAAACUUUUAUCAUCAUAUAAACAAAUGGUCUCAGUUGUAAUUCACAUGGUUAACAUUAGUAGAUCCAUGAAAUGCUUUCUCAAAGGCGCAAGCAGUAGCCCACUUGUACACUUUUCUGGCUAUUCCGAAGAUAAGAAUGAUCCUGGGGAUGGUGGUGGAAUUCCAGUCUUUACAUUUUGGACGAUCUCUUGCUUCGAAGAAGUGGCAGAGGAGCUUGUCCAGAUGUUUAUAUUGGAGUUAAAUUUGAAGCGUUUGCUAGUGGUGGAGUUACUAUCCAUUAGUUGCAAAGUUCCACCUUUAAACAGUUUGCGUUGGUCAGAUGAGCUUUAUCCGGGAGAAUUUAGUGAUUUGAGUAUAUGUAACUUAUACUCUGAGGAAACUUGUAAGCCAGUCUAUCCAAGAUUGGAUGAUCAGAAAUCUGAAAUGCCAGCUGCGCGAUUUAACAAGCAGCCAGAUCAUGAUGUUUUGCAGGUUUAUCCAACAACAUGGCUUGCAGAGGUGAACAUAGAUUCUGACAGGGUGGAUGAAAUAUUUGUGGAAGUUGGCGAUGAAAUGCAUGUUACGAUUUCAUGAGUUGCUGGCCUGUCUAGAAACAAAACGUUUGAAAUUUUGUCAAGGAGGUAUUUAUGUUGACACGCUGAAGAUUUGAGACUCUUUUGAAGUGUCCGUGUUAUUUGUAAAGAGGGAAAUGCUUGAAAAUGUCCGAAGGUCGAUUCUGCCAAAGUCCCCAAGCCCCAUAGACCACGGGAAAAAACAAAGAACCUUCAAAAGAUGUAGGCGUCUACAUAACAGAAGUCACUCCAACUUUGCAAGUGAAUUGAAAUACUGAUACUACUGUAGUUGUUUAUGUUACAUGACCCGUAUUUAACAUAAAUUAGAACUAAUUCCUAUCAAUUGCUUUUAAUCUUUGCUUAAAGAUUUCAUGGACUAUUUGACAAUUUUGAAGCUGAAAUUACUGAGAACUAGCUUGUGGGGCAGACUAUUAAUCAAGAAUGGGAGAUUCGAACUUGGAACA
Messenger RNA from Prunus mume (Japanese apricot), 1897 nucleotides. RefSeq lists its product as uncharacterized. Lineage: Eukaryota; Viridiplantae; Streptophyta; Magnoliopsida; Rosales; Rosaceae. The record is from RefSeq and is a predicted model, not a curated record.